CUAGGCCUUCCAUAGACCUGUAAGCUUGGCGCUUCAGUGCGUGCAGUGGAAAAAAACGAAAGCGGUUGUAUCGCCCGAGAAACAGAAGUGUGAGGUUGCACAAAGACUCACAUAUGGUCGGUGGAGCUUUUUUUGUUUAAUAGACACCUCGAGCUCAAAGGUUGUAUUGGCUCAAAGGUUAAAGCCUACACCCACUCUUCCAUCUCUUUAAAGACGCGUGUUAUUUAGAAUUCCACCUGGUCAUUCGAGCACGAAAAAGUCAUGGCCGUCCAGCAUCAAAUCACCACGGUGACUACUGGCCACAGCUCGGGGACAUGGAGCACAGGAAUGUGUGACUGCUGUUCUGACAUCGGUGUCUGUUGCUGCGCCUAUUGGUGUUUCCCAUGCAUGCAGUGUCAGACAGCUUCGCAGCAUGGCUGGUGUUGUUUCCUGCCUGUGCUGGACCCCUGUACCUGUUUCGGCAUCUCCUGCUGCCUGCGCAAGUCCAUCCGAGAACGCCAUGGCAUCGAGGGCUCAUGUAUGGGUGACUGCUGUAAUGUGUUAUGGUGCUACCCCUGCACAUGGUGCCAGAUGUCCAGAGAGAUCAAGCUGCGUGCCGGCCAAGGGGGCACCACCACAGUGAUCACCCAGCAGAUCAUGCAUGGCUAAGUGUCCUUCCACCACCAAACGGCUCAUCUCUCUGACUCUUGCUUAGAGACUUGUUGCUCUUGUUGGUUAGUGGUAACUGAUUUACAGUAAACUGUUGUAUUCGCUGCCAAAUAUUCUAUUUUAGUUCAUCAUCUUAUUUUAUUUUUUUUGAUUCUGUUGCUUGCUUUUUAGUACCCUUGCACUUAGAGAUCUCAUGUUGUUUACGUAAUUGUAACUUGCUUAACUACAUGCUCUUAUGGUUCUUCCCUUUGGCACGUAAUUUUUGGUUGUUCACAAUGUGUGCUUCUUGUUUUUGGCUACCCGCAAUGCUUUGGGGCUAUCUUGUUGUUAUUAUCAGUGACCUAUUCACUUUGUAAAGCUCUCUCUUGGAAGUCGCUUUGGAUAAAAGUAUUUGCUAAAUGAAUAAAUGUAAAUGUAAUCUCCCUAAAUCUGCUAUCACAGGCCACAGCCAUAGAUUGGAGUAGGCUUUUUUGCAUCAUAUCAUGCAUUUGUUCAAAUCCAAUGAGAUCUUGGGAAGAGCCAUUCAGUGAGGGAUCCCCACGGAGGAAUUAGUUAUUUCUCCUUUCAGUUGAAAGAUGAACAUAAUGAGUUGAUCUGCCAUACCUGAAUCAUAAGCAUUCCAGUUGUGUGUGCCAAAAAUCAAAAGUGUUGCUUUGUUUGGUCAAGUAGUCAUGGUUUAUCAGUUCAUGAUGUGUGUCUGCCUUCUUAAUUAAAUCAGUUGCUGUACUGGUAAA
Messenger RNA from Hypomesus transpacificus, 1382 nucleotides. It is a transcript of the gene ponzr1, whose product is annotated as plac8 onzin related protein 1. The transcript has 4 exons. Bases 262 to 648 code for a protein of 128 amino acids. The record is from RefSeq and is a predicted model, not a curated record. NCBI's taxonomy places the organism in Eukaryota, Metazoa, Chordata, Actinopteri, Osmeriformes, Osmeridae.